CUAGAGAGAGGAGAACAGAGAAAAACAGAGUACAAGAAACAAAAUUUGAAAACAAAAGCUCAAAGUUCUAAGAAACAUGGGAGAAGUUGUUUUGUUGGUUGAUGAUUUGAAAUCAAUAUCUGGAUUUUCUCGUUGUAGAAUAUGCCAUGAAGAAGAAUUUGAAAGCUUCAAAAGCUUAGAAGCUCCUUGUGCAUGUUCUGGUACAGUUAAGUUUGCUCAUAGAGAUUGCAUUCAAACAUGGUGCAAUGAAAAAGGAAAUACAACUUGUGAAAUUUGUCUACAGCAAUAUGAACCUGGAUAUACAACACCCCCACCAAAGAAAUCACUAAAACCUGAAGAAGCAAUGACCAUUGGCAUUAGAGAUAGCCUUGAAAUAUCAAGGAGGGAGGAAGAAGAGUUAAACAGAAGAAUAGUUGGUAUAGUUGAAGGUGUAACAAGACAAAACAAUUACUCUCAAUGCACCUAUGCUGCAGAUAGAAGUGCCUCUUGCUGCAGAUCACUGGCUUUAGCAUUUACUCUCAUAUUGCUUCUAAGACAUCUUUUUGCUUUGCUUACAAAUGGAAUGGAAGAUUAUCCAUUUACAAUUCUUACAAUCUUUAUACUAAGGGCCAGUGGAAUUAUUAUACCUAUGUGCAUAAUUAUUAGGACUAUGGGAGCCAUUCAUAAAAGUAUCCAGCGUCAUUAUCAUCAGUAUUCUGAAGAUGACUCAUUGAUGUCUGAUGGAGAUGAUGAAGAAAAUGGGACACCACAUAUUGCAAUUUUAAGACAUUCACAUUAUUAGUUUUGUUUAUAAGAGCAUUAUGCUGAUGCUCUAUCAAAUUCCAACAUUUUGAGUAUAAAUUUAUUUGUUAUUAUUAAAAAUGAAUGGAAUUUACAUUGAAAUGCAUAUAUUCCCUUGCCGUAUUAAUGAUAGUGUGUCCCCUAUCUACCACACAAUAACCCAAAUAGAUGGAACAACUAACUUCAUCUAUAUGUAUUCACUUGUACAUUAUCAUGUCAAUCCAAAACAUGUACAAUGUGACAACCUUAAA
Molecule: messenger RNA, 1031 nt
Organism: Medicago truncatula (barrel medic)
Lineage: Eukaryota; Viridiplantae; Streptophyta; Magnoliopsida; Fabales; Fabaceae
Exons: 7
Coding region: 77-781 (234 amino acids)
Biological process (GO): protein ubiquitination
Cellular component (GO): membrane
Molecular function (GO): zinc ion binding; ubiquitin-protein transferase activity
Source: RefSeq, a predicted model, not a curated record